Molecule: messenger RNA, 699 nt
Organism: Drosophila miranda
Lineage: Eukaryota; Metazoa; Arthropoda; Insecta; Diptera; Drosophilidae
Product: tetratricopeptide repeat protein 12
Exons: 4
Coding region: 1-699 (232 amino acids)
Molecular function (GO): protein binding
Source: RefSeq, a predicted model, not a curated record
AUGUUUUCAUUGCUGCACCCGCAAACGGAUGAAAGUUUUCUGGACACGGAAUCAACAGUUGAGGAUGUCAUAAGCUUGCUACAGAGUCUACAGAAACCAAAGGAGGAAGGAGAAGAGGGGCCUGAAGCUAUUAAAGAAGAUCUGAGGGGGGAAAGUGUCACCGAAGACAAUUUCAUGGUCACCGAGCGUCAGAAGCCUUUGGCUCCUAAAAAGGUUCCAAUUCCCAUAUUGAAAUCUAAAAAGAAGAAAGCAGAUCCUUCAGAUGGGAAUAAAGAUCGAUUUACAUUCAUGAGGCAGGUGGAUGUGGAUCAUGAAGAGAGCUCCAAGGCGCGUCUGGAACGUGAGCGAGUGGCUCAAAACUUUCGAAAAUUGGGCAACUCUGAGUAUCGGCAAGGAAACUAUUUGACUGCCAUGCGGAUGUACAGCAAGGCCAUCGAAAACAUCAAUGAUAGCCACAUUCUCUACAUAAAUCGUGCUCUUUGUUUCAUUAAAUCUGACCGAUUCAAGCGGGCCAUAGUCGAUUGUGAUUACGUUUUGAACAAAUUGGAUGAGAAGAAUCUGAGGGCGUGGCUGUAUCGGGCCAUGGCCUACAAGGGGCUCAACGAUGAGGCCAAUUUUGAGAAUUGUGUGAAAUAUGCCCGCAAAUUUAAUUCCAAGCAAAUGGAGUUUAUUGAUGGAUUCCUGGAAAAGUUGAAAUGA